AUGCAACGGUCCAAUGUGUGCAGUCCAAAGUGCACUCCAAAUCGGCCCAUGAUAGAAAAUGUAAAAGUGGUUGCUCAACAUGUUCCUUCAUGUGAUCAACUUGCAGACAUUUUCAACAAGCCGUUAAGCUUUCAAUUCUUCACUCAACUUCGAAUUUCUUUAGGAGUUUGUGUUAUCACCUCGCUUGAAUUGAGGGAGCCUGUUAAACAAACUCAUAACAUGCAACGGUCCAAUGUGCUGCAGUCCAAAGUGCACUCCAAAGCAGCCCAUGCAGCCCACGGCUAUUUUCAGCUGUUGAAUUAUAGCGUAUAUAUGGAGUUUAUGUGA
Striga asiatica is the source of this 327-nucleotide messenger RNA. The record is from the annotation of a GenBank genome assembly. NCBI's taxonomy places the organism in Eukaryota, Viridiplantae, Streptophyta, Magnoliopsida, Lamiales, Orobanchaceae.